Paracoccidioides lutzii Pb01 is the source of this 1236-nucleotide messenger RNA. RefSeq lists its product as hypothetical. Gene Ontology annotation, biological process: regulation of transcription by RNA polymerase II. Gene Ontology annotation, molecular function: DNA-binding transcription activator activity, RNA polymerase II-specific. Bases 1 to 1236 code for a protein of 411 amino acids. The transcript is spliced from 3 exons. The record is from RefSeq and is a predicted model, not a curated record.
AUGGAGAACUGUACGGCAAGGAAGCUUGAUUGCGUCUAUCCCGUGCAAUUCAAAUUGCAAUCACAGCAGCUAGCCGCACGCCGGUUGAUACCAGAUCAUAGCAAAAAGAACCGUUCUGCUGCUGUCUUUCGGCUUACAACGUCUCCGUCGGCUUCGUCUCCGUCGCCAUCGCCGUUGUUUUCAACUUUCAUUAGGCCCAUUGGCGUUCUUCAGCUCCUUCCCACAUCCUCCACGAUCGAGGAUAUGCGUUUCUUCCACCAUUACAUGAUUGCGGCACAUCUGUAUCUGCCGUUUGGCUGUGAUGGGGUUUGGGUAAAUGAUAUACCUCAGCUUGCUCACCAGUACGAGUACCUAAUGCACGCCAUCCUUUCCCUUGGCGCCUUACACCUCUCUCUCAUGAACACAGUAAACACUGGUCUUGAAACCUCCCCUAGCUAUACGGCCAUGCAACUACAUUCCACCACCAAUACUUUACCAACAGCUACCAGCACCCAAACCCACGAACUCAACGCCAUGCUAGCUACCUGCUAUGCCCUAGCUGUCCAAUCCAGCCACAUAAUGGACGGCUUCACCGAUUUCCUCAUCCUAGUGCGCGGCUGCGGACGUCUCGACAACCAUAUCUCGGUGCACUACAACGCGGAACUCAGGACAUUACCUUUGAACGUGAAAGGUCCAGAUAUGUACGUUCUAUACCCUCAUCUUGUCAACGGCAACGAUAAUGGCGAUGAUGAAGCUAGUCUCGUAGCCAUGGACAUGCCCACCAUCCAGUGCAUGACAGUUGCGGUGAGAGCGCUCUCACCACUCCUCCAGCACGAUUGGGACUGGAAGUAUCAUGAACUUAUCCUUACGGCUCUGGAGGCAUUGCGGAGACGUGCGUGGGUUGAUGCAUUUAUACACUUCCAGGAUACAUAUGUAGUGUGGUGCUCGAUGGACGAAGCGAACUUCCCGGAGCAUAUUAUUUCGAUAUUGGCGCCAGUGCGCAAAAGUAAAGCUUUUCUGAUACUGUUUGUGCAUUUUACGGCGAUACAGACGGUUAUGUUGCCGAUUAUCUUACGCGCAAUUCCGCUGCAAGCUAGAUUUCCGCAACUGAUGUUACUGCAGGUGCGCUGGUUGAAUGAGAUUAGCUGCUGGAUUCCAGAUGAACUGCAACAAUACCUGUCUGUUCCUUUGGAGGCGGUGGGGAGGCUUGGCGGAGAGUGUGGAGUACGGGUAAGACAGCGUCAAUAUCUUUGGUAG